GUAGGCUGGUAUGUAGGUUGGUAGGCCUAGACUAUUCAGACACUACCCAAACAACCUAGGUAAUAGACUAGUAAUCUAGAUACUGUACCAUACCUACAUAAGUUCGACACACACCCCUCCCUUUCUGCAAGGAGGCUUCAACUUUAAAGCGGAUUGCCUUGCCGUAGCGUCCAAACUAUUGUCGUCGUCCGUUUUCUUAUAACCGUGGAAUCCCGUCUGUAUCUCCAUAUCUAGCCCUACAACCGAUUUCCCGCUAGUUUUUUCUUGCCUAGGUAGAUAUCAGACAAAGAAGGUACCUUAUAUAUUACCAUUGACUUGCCCUCCUACUCUUUAGCUCUCCCUUAUCUUGUCCUUGACACAUUCCAACACAUACCUCGUCCUAGAAGCCGAUCUAUACACAUUUCCACAUAUCCUCUUCGUCGGAGCUAGAAACGUAUAACCGAAUAUCAUAUCUCGGUGGAGUAGAAAUAAGGGUUGGCUAGAAUAUAACUCACAAUCAUAAUCGCAACCACCACAAUGGCGACCACCGAGUCUAUCCUCCAAGGCGUCUCCAUCUCGGGCGACAUCCAGCCCGAGCAUAAGAAGAUCCUCACACCGCAAGCGUUGGCCUUUCUAGCACUGCUGCACCGCUCCUUCAACGUCACGCGCAAGGUUCUUUUAGAACGCCGCAUCAUUCGCCAGGCCGAGCUUGACAAGGGCUACCUACCGGACUUCCUCCCAGAGACCAAACACAUCCGUGAGAACCCGACAUGGAAGGGUGCUCCGCCCGCCCCCGGUCUCGUCGACCGAAGGGUAGAGAUUACGGGCCCGACCGAUCGCAAGAUGGUGGUUAAUGCGCUGAACUCCGAUGUCUGGACUUAUAUGGCCGAUUUCGAAGAUUCGAGCGCCCCGACGUGGGACAACAUGAUCAACGGUCAAGUAAACCUAUACGAUGCGGUGCGACGCCAGGUAGACUUCAAGAUUGGACCUAAGGACUACAAGCUGCGAACAGACAGGGUGCUACCAACAUUAAUCGUGCGCCCUCGUGGCUGGCAUCUAGACGAGAAGCACGUUACGGUAGACGGUGAGCCGAUCUCGGGCUCCCUGUUCGAUUUCGGUCUGUACUUCUUCCACAACGCACGCGAGUCCGUAGCGGCAGGGUUUGGCCCGUACUUCUACCUACCCAAGAUGGAGUCGCAUCUCGAAGCACGCCUAUGGAAUGAUGCGUUCAACCUUGCGCAGGACUACAUCGGGAUAUCGCGCGGUACUAUCCGCGCUACCGUGCUCAUUGAGACCAUUCUCGCCGCCUUUGAGAUGGACGAGAUCAUCUACGAGCUGCGCGAUCAUAGCUCCGGGCUUAACUGCGGUCGCUGGGAUUACAUCUUCAGUACGAUCAAGAAGUUCCGCCAGAACAGCAAUUUCGUGCUGCCGGAUAGAGGCUGCGUAACAAUGACGGUGCCGUUCAUGGAUGCGUAUGUUAAGCUGCUAAUCCAGACUUGCCAUAAGAGAGGUGUCCAUGCCAUGGGUGGUAUGGCGGCUCAAAUCCCGAUUAAGGAUGAUAAGGAGGCGAAUGAGAAGGCGAUGGAUGGCGUGCGCGCAGAUAAGUUGAGGGAGGUCAGGGCUGGCCACGAUGGAACUUGGGUAGCUCACCCCGCUCUAGCGUCCAUCGCAUCCGAGAUCUUCAACAAGCACAUGCCGACACCGAACCAGCUGUUCCGACGUCGCGAGGAUGUCAAGAUCGGUCAGAACGACCUGCUAAACAUGAACGUGCCCGGCAAGAUCACCGAAGAAGGUAUCCGGAAAAACCUGAACAUCGGGUUGGGAUACAUGGAGGCUUGGGUCAGGGGUGUUGGCUGUGUGCCGAUUAACUACUUGAUGGAGGACGCCGCCACAGCCGAGGUUUCUCGAUCACAAUUAUGGCAGUGGGUACGACAUGGCGUGACGACAGCCGAAGGCAAGAAGGUAGACAAGGCGUACGCGCUCAAGCUCCUCAAGGAGCAGACGGAACAGCUUGCGGCCAACUCGCCAGCCGGCAACAAGUUCGCCCUCGCGUCGCAGUACUUCGCCGGCCAGAUCACCGGCGAGGACUACGCCGACUUCCUAACUACCCUGCUGUAUAACGAGAUCACAUCCGUGGGUAACGCGGCACCGGCUAGUAAGCUAUGAUAAGCCUGCUAGGUGUUGCUAAAUAGGGGAAGCCGGGUAUCUAGUUGGUAUAUAUUAGUAUAAAUCUAAGGGAGACGAUACGAGAUCAUAAGGAAAGGAAGAGAAUAAGAAUGGUGACGGGACAUAAUGGACAAUCAAGGCCAAAAGGAUAGGCCGUAUUGGAACGGCUCUUGUAUGCUAUGAUGAUAUAAAUGAAACCAAAUCAAAUCAAA
Messenger RNA from Annulohypoxylon maeteangense, 2357 nucleotides. Its product is annotated as malate synthase, glyoxysomal. Gene Ontology annotation, biological process: glyoxylate cycle. Lineage: Eukaryota; Fungi; Ascomycota; Sordariomycetes; Xylariales; Hypoxylaceae. Gene Ontology annotation, molecular function: malate synthase activity. Gene Ontology annotation, cellular component: cytoplasm; peroxisomal matrix. The record is from RefSeq and is a predicted model, not a curated record. The coding region runs from base 517 to 2145 and encodes 542 amino acids. The transcript is spliced from 4 exons.